Messenger RNA from Scheffersomyces amazonensis, 2007 nucleotides. RefSeq names its product Rrn11p (gene RRN11). NCBI's taxonomy places the organism in Eukaryota, Fungi, Ascomycota, Pichiomycetes, Serinales, Debaryomycetaceae. Gene Ontology annotation, cellular component: RNA polymerase I core factor complex. The coding region runs from base 98 to 1582 and encodes 494 amino acids. Gene Ontology annotation, biological process: nucleolar large rRNA transcription by RNA polymerase I; transcription initiation at RNA polymerase I promoter. Gene Ontology annotation, molecular function: RNA polymerase I core promoter sequence-specific DNA binding; TBP-class protein binding; RNA polymerase I general transcription initiation factor activity. The transcript has a single exon. The record is from RefSeq and is a predicted model, not a curated record.
CAUCGCGAAAAAAAAUUAGCGAUGUUUUGUUAAGCUCUGCUUAGCUCUACCGAUUCGAUUCGAUUCUCACUAAUCUCUCACUAACUAACUGUAGGGAAUGUUUGAGGAUAUCAUACGCCGGCAGGAGAAGCACCGAGUGGCCACUCAGCAUACCCAUCAAUUAGUGAAGAAAUAUAUCAGUCUUAAGAAGUAUGGAGAACUCCUGAAUACAGUAGCAGUAGGCAAACCCCGGCGAGGAUCUCCUAUCAACCACAAGCUCUUGCAGUAUAUCCACCGUGAACUCGAACGUCACGUAAAGCCAGAUGAGACAUAUGAGGUAUGGCAUGAUUUGAAUAGUGUCAAUGUCAAUUUGGCUCGACAGAGCCAUCACUCUAAGCUGGACCACUCUCUAAACUCCAUCAUAACAACCAAAGACUUCAAAGACAACAAUGACAACAAUGAUAACAAUGACGACGACUCCACUACAGUCAACGACUUGGCAAGGGACUUGUUGCGCCAAUUCGCUGUGUCUAAAAACAGAGUGAAAACAGACGUGUUGUUGACCAUCAACGGAUGGGAGAUCUUACCUCUCCCUACCCAUAAUGCAGGCCAAAUCCAGAACCAUAUCAACAAUCUUAAGACAUUAUUACAUGUGGCAGUAUUGCGUAAGAACUGGAAUGGAGCAUACAAGCUCUUCUGUACGCUUAUCCGAUUCCCUAUUGUCGAUAUAAAGUCACUCUGGUCCAUCGGUAUUGAAAUCUUGAUGCAACAGCGGAAGCUUAAUGAACUCGAUGGAGUUAACUCCAGUGAUACCUUGUUUAAAGACGAUCGAUUCUUUGACUGGCUCAUCACAUUCUAUCCUUUGAAUCGAUAUGAUGCUUCUCGGUACGAUGGGAAAGGAUCCCUUAGGGUUGGUUCUGCUCCAGUCUGGAGAAUGGGGACUACCACAAAUGCUCCUCUCUAUUUGAUAACGGGACUCUGGAACUUAUUAUUUCAUCACCAAUACCGAAGCCUCAAAAUUAAGCUAGAAGAGUUGAUGUUGGAACCUCCCUAUAAUGAAGAUGGUACUAUCUACUUCCUAAUGAGUCUAUGCUUAAUCUAUGAGGCGAAAGAUUUAACGAGUACUAUUGACGAUGAGCUGAUCUUACGUCAGGAGAUACUCAGGACCAAUGAACAAGUCACGAAGUGUUUGCAAAAGUGUGAUUUCACUAACUUCACGUAUCCGGUGACAAUUAAGGAGCAGAUGAAGGCCCUUGUUCAGCAAGUAGAUGGAUCACAGGAGACAGAGAGCUCAAGUUCAGAACAAGAAGAUGAAGAUGAAGAUGAAGAUGAUGAAGAGGAUGAUAAAGAGGAUGAUGAAGAGGAUGAUGAAGAGGAUGACGAAGAGGAUGACGAAGAUGGAGAUGAAGAGGAUGAAGAAUAUGAAGAAUCGGUAAAGCCCUCGCAGUCACAGGCCGUACUAACGUUUGACUACUCGGACUUAGAGGACCUGGAUGACGAAGUAGCCAGUAAUGACAAUAAUGAUAAUGACCCAAUAGACAAAGAAGUCACUGACAAGUCAGCCAGUCAGACAGGCAUGGACUUGGACUUUGAUUUCGAUUAGAUAUAUGCUCUUAAUAUAUUAAUAUCCCUAUACAAGUUUACGUAGUGCUUGAAGUGUCCCGGCGAACAGUUAGCUUACCCUGAGCUGAUCUUGAGAAACUUACUAUAUACUGUUGAUUCUGUUGAUCCACUGUCUGUAGUGGGAUUAGUGUCCACCCCGGUGGGACUAUGGCCGUCUUAGGAAGUCGAAUGUUGUGUGAGUCAGGUUCAGUCGUGGUGGGCGUAGGAAUAAAAUGUUCACUACUGCUGGUAGUGCCACUGGUGGAUGAGUCUUCAUUUGUGAAGGGCUCAUGGACAUCACCAUUGAACAAGUCGGCUAUUUCGCCUAGUUGAUUACCAAGUAUAUGAUCCUCUGCUACCGGCUGUUGUUGUUGUUGUUGUUGUUGUUGUUGUUGUUGUUGUUGUUGUUGUUGUUGUUGUUCUUGU